Molecule: messenger RNA, 1287 nt
Organism: Siniperca chuatsi (mandarin fish)
Lineage: Eukaryota; Metazoa; Chordata; Actinopteri; Centrarchiformes; Sinipercidae
Gene: miox
Product: myo-inositol oxygenase
Exons: 10
Coding region: 140-1000 (286 amino acids)
Biological process (GO): inositol catabolic process
Cellular component (GO): cytoplasm
Molecular function (GO): iron ion binding; inositol oxygenase activity
Source: RefSeq, a predicted model, not a curated record
GGACAUUGGCGUGCACUAUAUGUAGACCUGCAGUGCAGGUCAAAAACAUUACUGUUGAAACGAGCAGGAUAUAUAUAGGCCUGCGGGCAGACAGCUCCAGAGGACCAACACAACACAACACAGACUUCAUCUGUCAGCCAUGAGGGUCAUCAGCAUCGGUCCAGACCCAUCUCUGGUAUAUCGGCCAAAUGUGAAGAUGAAUGAAACCAAAGAGAAGGAAGACUACAGAAACUUUGAGAGUGGCAGUCUGAUUGACCGUGUGUUCAACACAUACAAGCUGAUGCACACCAGCCAGACGCUGGACUUUGUCAAGCAAAAGCAUUCUGAAUGGGCCGGCUGCAACCACACUCAGAUGGGGAUGAUGGACGCCAUCAUGUCUCUAGACCAGCUGGUGGACGAGUCUGAUCCUGAUGUGGACUUCCCAAACUCCUUCCACGCCUUCCAGACUGCUGAGGGCAUCCGCCAAGCACACCCAGACAAAGACUGGUUCCAUUUGGUAGGUCUGAUCCAUGAUGUUGGGAAGACCAUGGCUCUUUGGGAUGAACCACAGUGGGCUGUAGUAGGCGACACCUUCCCAGUGGGCUGCAAGUUUCAAAACUCCAUUGUGUUCAGACACAAUACCUUCCUGGAUAACCCAGACGACAAAAAUCCCAGCUACAAUACUGAAUAUGGGAUCUAUGAACCAAACCAUGGGCUCGACAGUGUCUUCAUGUCCUGGGGCCAUGAUGAGUAUCUCUACAGAGUUAUGAAGUUCAACAACUGCUCCAUUCCAGAGGAGGGUUUGUACAUGAUUCGCUUCCAUUCAUUCUAUCCGUGGCACUCCCAUGGAGACUACAUGCACCUGUGCAGUGACAAAGACCUGCACAUGCUGCCCUGGGUCCAAAGGUUCAACAAAUUUGACCUGUACACAAAGACAACAGAUCUGCCUGAUGUCGACAAGCUGAAGCCUUACUACCAGUCUCUGAUCGACAAGUACUGUCCUGGAAUACUGAAGUGGUGAAACAGACACAAUUCAACAGCAACACUAUGUUGUCAUGAAUCAGCUGAUACAGAGGAUGAUUACAUAUGCUAAGUAACUUUAUAACACUAAAGCUGGAUUUAGUACCUCCUGUAGACACAUAAUACUUAUCACUGACUAUAUUUCUAUCAAGCUACUCAGAAUAUAACCUGAGUAACUGUAUAUAUCUUAUGUAUACAGACACACACACACACACAUAUAUAUAUAUAAAAAUAAAUAAACCACUCAUGAUUGUUACACAUUUUCAAAUAAAAAUAUACAGAAAUGCA